Molecule: messenger RNA, 1077 nt
Organism: Drosophila persimilis
Lineage: Eukaryota; Metazoa; Arthropoda; Insecta; Diptera; Drosophilidae
Product: UPF0160 protein MYG1, mitochondrial
Exons: 3
Coding region: 29-1063 (344 amino acids)
Cellular component (GO): cytoplasm; nucleus
Source: RefSeq, a predicted model, not a curated record
UUGUCGCUUUUUUCGAAAACUAACCAGAAUGGAUGAUGCUUCUCCUUCGAAACGCCCAACUCCCUUAUGGAUUGGAACACACAACGGAACCUUCCACUGCGACGAGGUUGUGGCAUGCUUCAUGCUGAAACAAUUGCCGGAGUACGAGAAUGCCGAGAUCUUCCGCAGUCGUGACGAUAAGGAACUGAGGGAAAAGUGUGACGUCAUAGUGGAUGUGGGCAGUGUGUACGAUCAUGACAAGAAAUGGUACGACCAUCAUCAGACAUCGUUCAAGGAAACAUUCAACAUUCUUCGCCCAGAGGUCUCCAAGGAUUUCAACAUCCGAUUGAGCAGCGCUGGCCUAAUCUAUACUCACUACGGCGAGCGGGUCAUCCAGAGUAUCCUAAAGCGUGAGCGUAAUGUCCAGCUGUCGCCGGAUAAUCUGCAACUGGCCUUUGUGCAGAUCUAUGGGAAUUUCAUCAGUGAACUGGAUGCCAUUGACAAUGGCGUGAGUAUGUAUGACGGAGGCGAGCCACGCUAUAAGAUAAACACUCAUCUGUCAGCACGUGUGGGUAGGCUAAAUACCUCCUGGCAAGACACGGAUGUUGAUAACGAGCAGCGUUUUAAGCAGGCUAUGGAUGUAGCUGGCAGGGAGUUUGUCGACAACGUUUUGGAGGUGGCCUGCUCUUGGAUUACGGCCCGUGACCAUGUGCGCACUGCUCUGAAGGAGGCAAAGACCAUCUACCCGACGGGCGAGAUAAUCCUGUUGUCAACGUUCUGCCCAUGGAAAGCUCAUUUGGCAGAUUUGGAAAAGGAGUACCAUGUUGAAGGAGUGCCAAAAUUGGUUAUUUUCUCUGAUGGCAGCGGUUGGCGAGUGGCUGGAGUGCCUCUGAGUCCCGGUAGUUUUGUGGGACGCAAAUUUCUGCCCACCCCCUGGAGGGGAGCGCGAGACGAAAAGCUGAGCGAACUGGCCGGGAUUAAAGAUCUCAUAUUUGUCCACCACAACGGAUUCAUUGGUGGAGCCAAGACCAUGGAGGCGGCAUUGGCACUUGCCAAGAAGUCUGUCGAGUGGAAAGAGGAAUAAUAACUACUAUUAAA